ACACCAAUGGCUCUUGUCAGCAUUUCUUACCAGCCUUUUAACGUUGGUAUAAAAAAUUGUGAAAAUGCUUAGUAAAGGCGAUGAUCUGAUUUAUUGCCCAAAACCGCUUGAAUAUAAGUCCACGGUCUGUUUUAAUUUAACAUGACACUUAGUUAUAUGAGAGAUCUUUUUAAAUUAAACAACGUUUCAUCAUAGGGAAGUAUAAUACGUUUUGCACCCCACUUUUUAAUUAAUAACUUUACUUAAUAUGGUUUUAUCUGAAGCGUGUUUUAACAGCUGUCGGGUUUUGUUGUUAUUUUUUCUUUCUUGGUUGUUUUUUUUAUCUUCGCCAUCUUAUAUUUUGGGGCAACGGCUCUAUUUUGGCCAAUAUCCCAAGUCCGUUAGCGUGCCCCGCUGUAGAACUGCUCCCAUAUAUAGAAUGAAAUAGUAUUAGAAUAGAAAAAUAAAAUUCACGUUAAAACCGAAACUUGAAUGGCCACUUGAGAAAUGCUUUGCCAGCAAAUUAAAAUAACUUUUUAAUACAUACGUCACGUACCGUCGUUAGCGUUGAAAUGAUUAAUCUUCGUCACAAUUUGUGCACACGAAAAAGGUCGUACCGCAUACCCCUGGGCACCGCAAUUUAUAAAACAUGAUACGGACGGUUAAAAUAAGCUGGUCUGAUCGAUAUAACGUCAAGUUGGUUUGUUUUAGUAGCACAGAGAGGCCAGUAUAUGGAGCACAGCAGUGGCAAAAUUUAAAAAAAUAUCGAAAGUGCUCGGGCAUUUAACAGAUGAGGGAUUUAAGACAAAAUAUAAAUUAUAGAAACAUCGUUGAAGAAUAUUGUUUUCGUUUAUAAAGCUCUGUGAUUUCGUUUCAGGUUAAAAUAAACGCUAAAACAAAAAAACAUGAAUUUAUUUUUGCUCGCGAUAUGUUUAGUGUCGUGUGCAUCAGGUGCGCAUAUAUCUAUGGUGAACAGGAAUAACUUGGAUUCGGAAAACGGGAUAACUGACGUAUUGCCAACAAGUGUAGCCACAACUGAAAAACCAAAGUGUGCGACAACACAAUCCGUAACAACAAGAAGACGUGUUGUUGUUACGAAAAAGAUAAAAACCAACAACGGAACUGAGAUAACAGUAACAACGGAUAGAAUAACUACACCUACAAACACAACUACAGUAACAACAACGACGACAACACAGCCAACAACAACGGAAACUACAACACAGUCAACAACAACUACGACUACCACACCUGUUCCUACAACAACAACUACAACACAGCCAACAACAACAACAACCUGUCCCAACAACAACGACCACAACACCUGCCUCUGCAACAACGACGACAACAACAACAACCAGAAGAACAGAAGCACAACGAAGAAGAACACACGUAGCAUCUACUCCAACUGUCAAGACUGUAUGUAGUUCAUAUUGCCACUGGAGUUUAACAACGAGGAAGUUCAUUGGGGGUUGCCAUCAAUCGAGACGGAGAAUGCUGUGCUUCUUCUGUCGAUACAAGUACAGAUGUGGAGCCUUCUCCGGUGUGUUUGCCGGAUAGUGACGUCAUAUAUGACGACAUAUUUAAUGACGUCACACAACAUAAGCAGCAUGUACUGUACAAAAGGAUACCAAAAGUCAACCCAUUGUCAGAAUAUUUAGCGAAGAGAAAUAUCCGCCCAAAAUUCUCGCUAAUGAUAUGCUGGACAUCAAGAUAAUUAAGUUAAUUAAAGCGAUUAACGUUCGCAAAGAUGCUUUUAUUGCAAGGCCGAUAUUUAUUUCUCCGAAAAAUCAUAUUUAUCGCUAAAUUUCCGUCUCCGACCGUAGAUUUUUAUUUUAAUUAAAUGCGAAAAUAGAACUGGGCAUCAUGAAAGAAUAUUAUUGGACUUUGUGUCGUUAUUCUGUUGGCGCUUUUUUACUCUGAAUUUUCUCUUUAACAUCGUUAUUUAUUAUCGACAAGUAUGGUUCGCGCCUUGUGCUAACAGGUACAAUUGACGUAGAUACAACGUCAUGAUCGUUUAACUUUAACUUUAACUUGUUUUCUGCUCACUUUCAAUGCUAUACUUCAAAAUAUGCUGCCUCAAAUAUACGUUUUUUGGUGUUGUCUAAAUUAUAGUAAAUACAACUACAAUGUA
Molecule: messenger RNA, 2113 nt
Organism: Ciona intestinalis (vase tunicate)
Lineage: Eukaryota; Metazoa; Chordata; Ascidiacea; Phlebobranchia; Cionidae
Source: RefSeq, a predicted model, not a curated record